Molecule: messenger RNA, 675 nt
Organism: Eimeria acervulina
Lineage: Eukaryota; Apicomplexa; Conoidasida; Eucoccidiorida; Eimeriidae
Exons: 1
Coding region: 1-675 (224 amino acids)
Source: RefSeq, a predicted model, not a curated record
AUGUUCACACCGACAGAACCUCCAUACACUGCGGCACCGCAGGAUGCAUCCUUUAUUUUUUCUGUUGCUAAGGAUGUUUGGGGAAAGGUUCCACCACCCCCUGGCUUCACUGUCCCCUGGAGACUCGCUGUUCCUUCUACCGGUGUUCAGAGCCCCUUCACCUUGCCUGAUCCACCGGCUAUACCCAUUGAUCUCCAGCGUGAGUACCUGACAACGACGUUUCCAGCACCCGCGCCUUCUGGGGAAAGCUUUACGUCUCUUCAUCAUAGUCAUGCUUUCCAACAAUCACCUCCCGGAUCUUCAUUUACCGCCCCCCCAUCUCCCAAGCCUGCUCAAGGACCGUCUUUGGAAUUUCCGACGUUUGCCGUCCAAAGGACCAUCUCACGAACUGCGCAGCAUGUGGGUGCACCUCUUCGUCUAUCGUCUCGAGGUCGGCGACAGACAAGGACCACGCAGUUUGGUGCCCGUGUAGACUCUCAGCAGAUUGAGGGUGAGGGUGCCCAAGGAGGCACUUUCGCAGAGUCCAUGCUCGAGACGAGACUGUUUGAUCCGCUUGCGCCCCUGAUUGCUGAAGCAUUUCCAACGGCCGGGCCUAUCGGGGUUGCGGGGGUUGAGCGGAGAGUGCACGGGGAACAUUCGCCUUCUCACCCACCUUCUCCCUCUGGGGCCAGCUAG